UUCCCACACCAUGUUUUUCUCCGUUCACAAAUGGAAGCUACCUUUUUAAUAUUCUUUUCGGCAGUCGGUGUAGGCUGCAAUGUUGAUCUUGCCUGGGAUAUGGACUUCAAGAUGUUGCUUAUGCUUACUGGUGCAGUUUUCGAGGAUAUACCAUAUCCCCAACGGGUUACUAUCAAUCACGACUCCAAGCCAUUCUCUCCUUCCUUUGUCCCUAGAAUAAGUUGAAUCCACUCCAUGUUUUUGUUUUGUCUCGCAUUUUAGUAAAUGGGGGGUAAUUCUCCUUCGCUAGUGUCUGGAUAAAGAAAGACUAGGUCAGCCAUGUGGAUGCGUCUGUGUAACAGCUGAAGAGGGGGGGCUUACGGAGAGACGGGGAGAGAUAGGCAGAACGUGGUGUGUAUGCAUAUGAAAGAAGGAGAGGGGGUAGAGGCAGAGAAGGGAGAGCGAGAGAGGGAGACCGUGCGCGCGCGCAUGUGAGUGAGUGUGUGUGUGUGAGAGCGAGAGAGUGAAUGUGUGUGUGUGAAAAAGGAAGCCGAGUCUUUGAACGGUGAACUCAGUGAUUUCCUACCCUUCGAAGUGCUGCACGGUAUCAAGACUACGGUCCUUUAUGCUUUUCACAUCGGGAGCUAGAACACGGCGAAAGGGAUCGGAGCUCGCCGUGUGCUUAGCGAAGGAGUCCCUCGCCGACCGGAACGUGAAUAAAUUAGCAAAAGCGAGGUCGUCUUUUGUUGAAGCAAGUGCCCGUUUCCCUCUGCACGAGCAGCGGCUCUUUAAGGAUAAACUGUCGGCGCGGUACCGCUCAUCCCAGGUUCUUGGAUCUGACCCAGGCCAGCAAGUUCGGCCGGGUCAUUUGCUAGUAGCCGCUGAGGAUUCCGUUUGAAGUUGUUUGCGGCAGUCGAUUGGAACUUAGAUCAUCAGACUGGCGGCUCUCCUGAAACACUGGGGUUGUCGGUGCGGCGGACUUUUUCCUGGAUCUGAGCGGUAAAUCAGAAGACUGAAGCCCAGGCUCACAGUCUACCUUUCACGGAGGCCCAGCCGUGAGAGGACAGAGGAAGGCACGUGGCGAAUCAUGACCGCCGACAAGGACAAGGAGAAGGACAAGGAACGGGACCGCGACAGGGACCGCGAUCGUGACAGGGACCGCGACAGAGGGGACCACCGCGGAGGAGCAGGAGCAGACAGAGCAGACAGAGACCGAGGGGACCACAGAGGAGGAGCAGCAGGAGGAGGAGCAGGGGACAGCAAGGGACGCAACACAGGAGGAGGAGGACCAGGGGGCAGUGUCCCAGUAGGUGGACCAGGGGUGGGAUCAGGAGGACCAAUGACUUCCACAGUAGGACCUAGUGGCGGUGGUGACCGAGGGGAUCACCGCGGUAGCGAACGCGAGCACAGAAGCGAGCGGGACAAAAGCGGGCGUGGAGGCGGUGGUGGUGAUAACUCUGAGACCUCCAGGCCACGCCGCAGCUGCACUCUAGAAGCAGGAGGCGCCCGCAACUACGCUGAGAGCGAACACAGUGAGGACGAGGAUGGAAACAGAGGAGGAGGAGGAGGUGGUGGUGAUGGAGGAGCUGGACCAGGGGGAGCAGGAGGAGGAGGAGGUGCUGGAGGAGGUGGUGGUGGUGGGGGUACGGUAGGGGGAGGUGGCGGGGCGGGGGGAGGUGUUACUGGGGGGAUCAUGGUGGCCGUGGAGGACGGCGGCUCCAAGAAGAGCAAGAAGAAGCUGCCCAAGAAGAAGUCGCGCUACGAGCGCACGGAGAACGGCGAGAUCACCUCCUUCAUCACCGAGGACGAGACCAUCUACAGGCCCGGAGACUGUGUCUACAUAGAGAGCCGACGGCCCAACACACCCUACUUCAUCUGUAGUAUUCAGGAUUUUAAACUGAGCAAGCGGGACCAUCUGCUGAUGAAUGUGAAGUGGUACUACCGCCAGUCUGAGGUGCCCGACUCGGUCUACCAGCACCUGGUGCAGGACCGCAACAAUGAGAACGACUCUGGUCGAGAGCUGGUGAUCACUGACCCCGUGGUCAAGAGCAGAGAGCUCUUCAUCUCCGACUAUGUGGACACCUACCAUGCUGCUGCCCUCAGGGGGAAAUGUAACAUCACCCACUUUUCCGACAUCUUCGCCGCCCGGGAGUUCAAGGCCCGCAUCGACUCCUUCUUCUAUAUCUUGGGAUACAACCCAGAGACACGGCGGCUCAACAGCACACAAGGGGAGAUCCGCGUGGGUCCCAGUCACCAGGCCAAGCUCCCCGACCUGCAGCCCUUCCCCUCCCCUGGUGGCCAGACAGUGACGGAGAAGGAGGAGCUGGUCUGGAUGCCAGGGGUCAACGACUGUGACCUGCUCAUGUACCUGAGGGCAGCCAGGAGCAUGGCAGCAUUUGCGGGCAUGUGUGACGGAGGGUCCACAGAGGACGGCUGCCUUGCUGCUUCCCGAGACGACACCACACUCAACGCCCUAAACACACUGCAUGAGAGCAGUUACGAUGCUGGAAAGGCCUUACAGAGGCUGGUGAAGAAACCAGUGCCUAAGCUCAUCGAGAAGUGCUGGUCAGAAGACGAAGUGAAACGGUUCAUCAAAGGACUGAGACAGUACGGCAAGAACUUCUUCAGGAUUCGGAAAGACCUGCUUCCCAACAAGGAAACGGGCGAGCUGAUCACCUUCUACUACUACUGGAAGAAGACUCCGGAGGCGGCCAGCUCUCGAGCACACCGUCGCCACCGCCGCCAGCCCGUCUUCCGCCGCAUCAAGACACGCACCGCCUCCACGCCCGUCAACACCCCCUCACGGCCCCCCUCCAGCGAGUUUCUGGACCUGAGCUCAGCGAGCGAGGAUGACUUUGACAGCGAGGACAGCGAACAGGAGCUGAAGGGCUACGCCUGCCGACACUGCUUCACUACCACUUCUAAGGACUGGCACCACGGCGGGCGGGAGAACAUCUUGCUCUGCACCGACUGCCGCAUCCACUUCAAGAAGUACGGCGAGCUGCCGCCCAUCGACAAGCCCGUGGACCCACCGCCGUUCAUGUUCAAACCUGUCAAAGAGGAAGAGGAUGGGCUCAGCGGCAAGCAUAGCAUGAGGACCCGACGCAACAGAGGCGCAAUGUCGACGCUACGAAGUGGCCGUAAGAAGCAGACUGCCAGCCCCGAUGGCCGUGCCUCCCCCACCACAGAGGACCUGCGCUCCAGCGGACGCACCUCACCCAGCGCAGCCAGCACCUCCAGCACAGACAGCAAGACAGACAGCAUGAAGAAGCCCAACAAGCAGAAGAUCAAGGAGGAGGCUCCCUCGCCCAUGAAGAGUGCCAAACGCCAGAGGGAGAAGGGCGCCUCAGACACAGAGGAGUCCGAGAGGGCCGGCGCCAAGAAGUCCAAGACUCAGGAGUUGAAUCGGCCGGACUCCCCGUCGGAGUGCGAGGGCGAGAGCUCGGACGGCCGCAGCGUGAACGAGGACGCCAGCAGCGGCGACCCCAAGGACAUCGACCAGGACAACCGCAGCUCGUCCCCCAGCAUCCCCAGCCCCCGCGACAACGAGAGCGACUCCGACUCCUCAGCCCAGCAGCACCUCUUACAACAGCAGCAGCAGCAGGCGGCACAGCAACAGGCCCAGGCACAGCAGCACCCGCCCGUCAUCACGUGCCAGCCUGGCACCGCUCUACCCACCGUCGCCAACCUCCCCGCACCCAACGCGUCCGUCUCCUCCUCCGCAUCCAGUUCCAUUUCCUCCUCUACGUCUUCGUCAACGUCGUCUUCCUCGUCCACGGCGACGGUCGCUACGGUGUCCUCGAGCAGCCCCCUGACGUCGGUCUCGCAGCAGGGUCCCCCCACCCUUCCCCCGCAGGUGUCUCCGGUAGGCGCGUCGGCGGUGCCCCCCCAGCAGCCGCCCAUGCCCAUGCCCCCCACGGGACCCAUGCCCCUCAUCCAGUCGGGGCCGUCGUCUUUGCUGCACCACCCGCAGCGGCUGCCCUCGCCCCACUCGCCGCUGCCCCAGAGCCUGCCUCAGGCGCCCUCGUCCUCCCAGACUGCUGCCUCGUCGCAGGGGGCGUUGGCGCCACCUCCACCCCCACCGCCGCUGCCGCCUCCGCCACCUCACCAUGGGCCCCUGCCCAUGCCCACCAUGGGCCACCCGCUGCAGGCCGGCCCGCUGCCGCCCCACCUGCCCCCUCACGGCCACCCGCCCCACGGCAUGCCCAUGCCGGGCCACGGCCAGCCGCCCUUCCCGCUCUCGCAAGCUCAGGUACCGCCCUCGGCCCACCACCCGGGCCAGCCCCAGCCCUCCGCGCUGUCCCAGCAGCAGCAGCACAGAGAGAGGGAGAGGGAACAGCGGGAGCGAGAGAGGGAGCGGGAGAGAGAAAGGGAGAGGGAGAGAGAGCGCGAGCUACGAGAGAGGGAGCGGGAAAGAGAACGAGAACGGGACAGGGACAGGGAUAGGGACAGGGACCGGGACCGGGAGAGAGACCAGCCACCGAUGCCCUCCCACAUGCCGCCCACGUCGCAGCAGGGCAUCCCUCAGCUGCCUAGGGAGCAGCCUUUACCGCCGGCACCAAUCUCCAUGCCCCACAUCAAGCCCCCACCCACCACGCCCAUCCAGCAGAUGCCCAGCGUGCCCUCGCACAAGCACCCACCGCACCUGCCCGCGCCGCCCUUCCCCCAGAUGCCCUCCAACCUGCCCCCUCCGCCGGCGCUCAAGCCCCUCAGCUCCCUCUCCAGCCACCCUCUCCACCCGCCCUCAGCGCACCCGCCGCCCUUACAGCUCAUGCCCCAGGGCCAGCAGCUGCAGCCCCCGCCCGCCCAGCCGCCCGUGCUCACCCAGUCCCAGAGUCUGCCCGCCUCGGCCGGGCACGGACCCCCGCAGCCUCCCCCUCUGCCACCGUCCGCGGCGGCCGCCGUCGCAGCAGCUGCAGCGGCGGCAGCAGCACACGGGCACCCAGGACAGCCGCCCUUCCCCCCUCACCACUUCAUGCCCGGUGGGCCGCCCAUCUUGCCCCCCUCCUCCGCCUCGAUACCUGGCGGCCCGCCCGUCUCCAUGCCCGGGCUGCCUCCACAGGUGGCGUCGUCCAUCUCCAUGCCGCUGCCCGCCUCAGUCAGCGCCAACCUGCCGGGACCCUCGUCCUCGUCGGCAAUGGCCUCCAUGCCCGCCGUGCAGAUCAAGGAGGAGCCUAUGGACGAGGCGGAAGAGCCCGAGAGCCCGCCACCACCCCAGAGGAGCCCCUCGCCCGAGCCCACCAUCGUCAACACGCCCAGCCACGCCAGCCAGUCUGCACGGUUCUACAAGCACCUGGACCGGGGCUACAACACGUGUGCCAGGACGGACUUCUACUUCACGCCGCUGGCCUCGUCCAAGCUGGCCAAGAAGCGCGAGGAGGCCGUGGAGCGGGCCAAACGGGAGGCGGAGCAGAGGGCGCGCGAGGAGAAGGAGAAGGAGCGCGAGAGGGAGAAGGAGAGAGAGAGGGAACGCGAGCGCGAGAAGGAGGCUGAGAGAGCUUCUAAGGCAUCCAGUUCGUCUCAUGAAGGCCGCAUGGGCGAACCGAUGCCCGGUCCUGCGCACAUGCGGCCGUCCUUCGAGACGCCUCCCACCACCAUCGCGGCCGUGCCCCCCUACAUCGGCCCCGACACGCCCGCCCUGCACACCCUGCGCGAGUACGCCCGGCCCCACGUCAUGUCCCCCACCAACCGCAACCACCCCUUCUUCAUGUCCCUCAACCCCAGCGACCCGCUGCUGGCCGCCUACCACAUGCCGGGCCUGUACAACGCCGACCCCGCCCUGCGCGAGCGAGAGCUGCGUGAACGCGAGAUGCGGGAGCGUGAGAUCCGCGAGAGGGAGAUGCGCGAGCGCAUGAAGCCCGGGUUCGAGGUCAAGCCCCCCGAGCUGGAAGGCCUGCACCCGUCGGCCAACCCCAUGGAGCACUUUGCCCGGCACGGCGCCAUCACGCUACCGCACAUGGCCGGCCCGCACCCCUUCGCCUCCUUCCACCCGGGCCUCAACCCGCUGGAGCGUGAGCGGCUAGCGCUGGCCGCCGGGGGUCCCCAGCUGCGGCCGGACAUGACGUACCCGGAGAGGCUGGCGGCCGAGCGGCUAGCGGCCGAACGCAUGGCCUCGGUGGCGGCCAACGACCCCAUCGCACGGCUGCAGAUGUUCAACGUCACGCCGCACCACCACCAGCACUCGCACAUCCACUCACACCUCCACCUGCACCAGCAGGACCCGCUGCACCAAGGUGGUGGUGAAUGUCUUGUAUGUCCCCCAGGUUCUGGGGCCCACCCGCUGGUCGACCCGCUGGCCGCCGGACCGCACCUGGCCCGAUUCCCCUACCCGCCCGGAGCCAUCCCCAACGCCCUGCUGGGACAGCCCCACCCCGAGCAUGAGAUGCUGCGGCACCCUGUGUUCGGCACUCCGUACCCUGGGCGUGAGCUGCCCGGAGGCCUGCCGCCCCACAUGUCUGCGGCGCACCAGCUGCAGGCCAUGCAGGCCCAGUCGGUGGAGCUGCAGAGGCUGGCCAUGGAGCAGCAGCAGUGGCUACACGGACACCCACACAUGCAUGGUGGCCCGCUGCCCGGACAGGAGGACUACUACAGUCGGCUGAAGAAGGAAAGUGAUAAGCAGCUGUAACCAAGCGAGGGAAACGUGAGGAGACGAGACAAGGGGUCGGCAGGACACAGGAAGUUGGAAAUGAACGCAGUCACGAGGAGGAGAGGAGAGGAACUCCACGGUGUCCUUGGACCGUUUUAAUCUUAUUUUACGACAACGCAAAGAGGGGAAAAAAAGGAAAAGGGCAGACACCGGCAUCCUUUAACUGUUAUGGACAUGUUUUUCCUUUUUUUGUUUUUGAUUUUUUUUUUUUUCCUGUUCGGAAAAAGGAACUGAGACUUUGGUAUAUAGCGUUCAAGUAGUGACAACGUCUUGAAGACUGAUUGUGACUUUCCUGCAUGGCAUCCAACUCCGAGAAGCUUCCCUGAACCUGUUUUUUUGUAGGUGCUAGAGAACACGACUCUUUCUGUCACUGUGCUUAUGGAGAACGAAAGGACGAAGAAAAAAAGAGACACUGAGGGAAAAAAACAAACUGACGGGCCAUUAUAUCUGAAAAAGUGCUAUCUUAAAUUCAAUGUUUAUUUUAAUACAUUGUAGAACGUUUUCACAAUUUUAAAAAGGAAAAAAGCUGCAGCAUGGCUUUUUCUUUUUUUUCUUUUUUCUUGAGUCUGUAAAUAGUAUAUAUACAUAUAAUUAUUAUUAUUAUAAUUAUUAUUAUUAUUAUUAUUAUUAGGUGUGGAUUCCUAACCGAGUUGUUAGACCCUUCCAGUAUAAUAGUUCUGAAGCAUUAUCCCUUGUUUCAGAGGGGAGCACAGUGGCUCUGUUUCGGUUCCGGUUAGCAGUCACGAGAAGAGAUAUGGUCCAUUUAGAGAGAUGGAAACAAACGGAAAAGUUCCACUGGUACAGCAGUACCUCACAUGGAUCCUCCAUAUGCUUCAUGUUUCAGUUCAGUGUCAUCGCUUUUUUGAGAGCCAGCCGCAGAAAACAAGAACGACACACGCAGAAAGGAAAGAAAAGAAAAACACAAACACCUCAUGAUCAACAAAGGCAGGGCCACUUUGGGCCCUGUGUUACCUGUUUAGUGUAUGAAACUCGACUGGUGUUGAGUUGGAGAUUUGAGACACAGGACGAGGAGAGGGGUAAGCUGUGUCUUGGUUGGGUCUCACAGGAGAGCAAGCACCCAAUCACAUGAGCCAUGAGCACAUAUCAUUCGCAUAACUUUGAAGAAACAAAACAAAAAUGUACAUUUUGCACUAAAUUUUGUUGAGCACUCAUUAUGACCUUUUCUUUGUACUCAAUUGACCUCGUUUGCAAAUCAGGAAAAGCAAACCUAAAGGGUGGAUGGAUCCACCAUUUUAAAAAUGUCAAAUCUGUUUUACAAUGUCAUUCCAAUUGUUAAUUUUUAGCGCUCAAAACAAGCGGCGUCCUUACCUCGCACAAAAAAUGUGGUAAUGCUGUUCAGAAUUGUAUUGGCAUUCUUUACAUUCGCAGUUCCUCAGCCAGUGCUUUUUUAAAAUGCCUCAGUUUUAAGACUUAAUUGAUGAGUGCUUGAUUUGAACCUUCUUUGUGGACACAGCGCUCCAUUGCUCCUCCACAUAUCCUGUGAUUCCCCUCUCCUCCUCCCCCUCAUCCCACCACCUCUUUCCCCGCUACAAACCCAGGUCUCCUCCUCCUCCUCCUCCUCCUCCUCCUCCACUUAACCUCCAGACUCACUGUAACAACUCAAGGUACCAUACUCACUGUGAUGCCUUCACGGCAAGCCAAGCUCCUGAGGGUUAAGUGCUUGGACCAGAGUGGUGGUGAAGGUGUGUGUAUGUGUGUGUGUGUGUGUGUGUGAGAGAAGACGGCCGAGAAGAGAGGGGAGUGUUUACAGUAGAGAAGAAAUACAUGCUCGCUCGCUCGCUCACUCCCCAGCCCCCAGGAUCAGUCUGGCUGCAUUCCUUUACAAACUACUGUGUUCCAAUGGUAUAUAGGUCCUCCUACCCCCAACGUUCAACCUCCAGGCAGUUCUGAUGGCUAAUGGGGGUUGGUGAAUGGGGUCAGUGGGGAUGGUGUACCUUUUACUGUCCAGACUGUUACAUGCCGUAUUUUAAUUAUGCAGUCAUGCGCAGCACCUCACCUCUUGACCACUUGACAACAAAUUGCCCCAUCUCAUAUCCAUAGACGUCUAUAAUUAUCUGCAUCUUGCACUUAGAAUCUUACCUCUCCAGAUUGCUGACCUGAACCGGUCAAAUAAUCUAGUCACACAGAGGGGGCCUUUCACUGGGGUACCCGGUUAUUGGCAGCAGCUAGUAUUUUUGCAGGUAGUAUUUUUAUGCGGAGCUUCACCAGCCAAACGUUUUUCAUUUUGAAAAUGUGCAGCUUUAUUGUUUUCUUUUAGCCCUCAGUGUGUGUGUGAGGACUAAAUCCACCACACUGGCCUGUUUUUAUGAGAAUGAGAAAAGAAAAACAACUUCUGCCAUUGACCUGUCUCUUGUCUAUAAAGGUGUGCUGAGCAUUUGAUAAUCUCUCACUCCAGCUCCUCCGCAUCAUUUUUACCAGCAGUGGCAGCCCACCCUCCGUACCGCACCGUAUCGCACCCCACCCCACCCCACCCCUCUGUUCCUCUUUUGUGUCUCAAACCUUUGAUGUUAAGUGUUGUCAAUGGUUUAGCUUCUCGUUUUAAAAAGCGGCAAUAGCAGAAUGUAAAAUUCUGACUGCUAAGAUUUAUAUAUACUGGUAUCUCGAAGCUUAUUGUACAUAUUAGUAGUCGCCAUGGGAUGACACAAUGUAAACAAAAAGUAGAAAUAAUUAAGACAAAUUGUGAGUCCUGUGUUCUCUCCAUUUGAGUAUUUUGUAAUUUUUUUGAAAAAUUUGUGGAAUUAAAAAUAAAACUAAGUUACACCACA
Messenger RNA from Engraulis encrasicolus (European anchovy), 9411 nucleotides. It is a transcript of the gene rerea, whose product is annotated as arginine-glutamic acid dipeptide (RE) repeats a. Gene Ontology annotation, biological process: regulation of DNA-templated transcription. NCBI's taxonomy places the organism in Eukaryota, Metazoa, Chordata, Actinopteri, Clupeiformes, Engraulidae. Gene Ontology annotation, molecular function: sequence-specific DNA binding; chromatin binding; transcription corepressor activity. The transcript is spliced from 22 exons. Gene Ontology annotation, cellular component: nucleus. Bases 1067 to 6604 code for a protein of 1845 amino acids. The record is from RefSeq and is a predicted model, not a curated record.